CUUCGAACGACGAUGGGGCAACUGAUCUCGGCGUGCUGCGGCGUCGACGAGGACCACAACCUGCACUCGUCCACGCGCCGUUGCAAGUCGACGGCGACGAAAUAUGAAAGCUACGAGGAACUUCAGACGUCGCUGCAGGAAGCCGGCCUCGAGACGUCGCACCUUCUCAUUGCUAUCGACUACACGCGUUCCAACGACUGGAAUGGCAAGUGGUCCUUUGGCAAGUCGCUGCACUACAUUGACCCAAGCGAUGUCGACGCCAACCCGUACCAGGCGGUGAUUCGCGCCUUGGGGAAGACGCUGGAAGCCUUUGAUAAGGACCAGCUCAUUCGACUGUACGGCUUUGGCGACGCCACCACGCGCGAUGUGUCGUGCUUCAAGCUCGACGACGCGCCGUGCCGAGGGUUCACCGACGCGCUCGAGCGCUACAAGGUUGUAACGCCAACGGUGGCACUCGCGGGACCCACAAGCUUUACGCCAAUCAUCGAAGAGGCGGUGCGCCUCGUCAAAGCAACGCAGCAGUAUCACAUCCUCGUCAUCAUCGCCGACGGCCAAGUGACGUGCGAGACAGAGACCGCCGAUUCGAUCGUCGCUGCCUCCAACUCUGCCUUGUCCAUCAUCAUGGUCGGCGUCGGUGACGGUCCGUGGGAUAUGAUGAACAAAUAUUCCGACAAGCUCACGCGGCGCCGGUUCGAGAACUUUCAAUUUGUCGAAUACAACAAAGUGCUCGAGUUUAAUGUGGCCAACCCACAAGUUGGCUUUGCCGCUGCCGCGCUCGCAGGUAUCCCAGCGCAAUACAAGACCAUUCGCCAGCUCGGUCUUCUUCCAGAACACUAAGGAUGCGUCGAAUCAUAAGAAACGAGCAAACCGCGUCGUUAGUCGCAAAUAAACCCUAUAAACCCUCUUUGACGUCAGACAGUAGACAAUUAUGCUUGUAGAAAGUGUAUAUUAG
Molecule: messenger RNA, 952 nt
Organism: Saprolegnia diclina VS20
Lineage: Eukaryota; Oomycota; Saprolegniomycetes; Saprolegniales; Saprolegniaceae
Exons: 7
Coding region: 13-837 (274 amino acids)
Source: RefSeq, a predicted model, not a curated record